Choloepus didactylus (southern two-toed sloth) is the source of this 327-nucleotide messenger RNA. Its product is annotated as keratin-associated protein 6-2-like. The record is from RefSeq and is a predicted model, not a curated record. Bases 1 to 327 code for a protein of 108 amino acids. NCBI's taxonomy places the organism in Eukaryota, Metazoa, Chordata, Mammalia, Pilosa, Megalonychidae. The transcript has a single exon.
AUGGGUUGUAACUACUACGGCAACUCCUGUGGCUACGGCUGUGGCUAUGGCUGUGGCUAUGGCCCCUAUUAUGGCUAUGGCUCUGGCUGUGGCUAUGGCUGUGGCUACGGUUCUCGCUGUGGCUAUGGCUGUGGAUACGGCUCUCGCUAUGGCUGUGGCCUGGGCUGUGGCUAUGGCUCUGGCUGUGGCUAUGGCUGUGGAUACGGCUCUCACUAUGGCUGUGGCCUGGGCUGUGGCUAUGGCUGUGGCUACGGCUCUGGCUGUGGCUACGGAUGCUGUGGCUACCAGCCCUAUUGCUACAGAAGAUGUUAUUCUUCCUGCUGCUAG